AUGCAACUGCUAAAUCAUCAUCAAAAACCUUGUAAUACUUUUAGUUUUGGCUUAGCCAUCAUUAUUCUUGCUGACUUUUUUUUCGAAAGUAUAUUAGCUGAAUAUGAUUGUUCAGCCAAAGAUGAUGGUUGGUAUUAUGAUCCCGAAUUUUGUCAUAUCUAUUGGCGAUGUAUACAUGGAACAUCAGAAGAAUUUGAAUGUGCUAGUGGUACAGCAUGGGAUCAUCAUGAUAAUCGUUGUAAUUGGCUUGAUAGUGUCGAUUGUUCACGUGCUGAAAAAACAACAGCAAAGGCAAUAUCAUCAGAGGAGGAUCCACAAGAUUAUCCAGUAGGCAAUAGUGAUGAAAAUAAUGAUCGACCUACUGUUGUUAAAAAGAAAAAAUCUAGAAAAAUAAAUCCAAAAAAAAAGAAGCUUCCUAAUAGUAAAGAAGAUGAUCCAAACGGCGAUGAUCGUGAGCUUUCAAUUUUGUAUAUUAUUUUUCUUCUAAUUAUUUUUCAAACAAAAUCAUCUACUGAUUUUCUUUGUGCUGGUGGUGAUGGAUUUUUUGCACAUCCUGAAUAUUGCACGAGAUAUUAUCGAUGUUCGCAUGGAAUUGAUGAAAUGUUUGAAUGUCCAAAAGGCACUGCAUGGGAUGAAAUAACAAAAUCAUGUGCAUGGGUUGAUGAAGUGAAUUGCGAUAAAAAAAAAUUAGGAUAUUCAACAAAUACAACAACAUCACGUAAAACAUCUGAUACGAAUUCUGUCUCUUCAAAUCGAAAAAUAGUUUCAACUAUUUCAAUAGUAGAUGGUAAAGAUGAAAAUAAAGGUUCACCAGCUAUUGAAUGUCAACCAACUGGAAUUUAUUCAUUAGCUGAUCCUAAUGAAUGUAAUAGCUAUUAUCAAUGUGACAAAGGUAUACGAACAAAAAUAACAUGUCCGGAUAAUACAUUAUAUGAUACUGAAAAAUAUGAAUGUAAAGAAUCUGAACGAGUUAAUUGUGGAGCAAGAUCACUUUCUUUAAGUAAUAAAAAUCAAUGUAAGAAUUUCUUUCUUUUUAUUCAUAUCAAAAGAGAUUUUAAUCAUACAACCGUAGGUAUCGGCAAACGUGAUGGUAUUUAUCCGGAUAUAGAACGCGAUUGUCAUUUUUAUUUUCAAUGUACUACACAAAAGAAAAUGCGUGAAGCUAAAUGUGCAGAUGAUCAAAAAUUUAGUAGUUAUACUACAAAAUGUGGUCCAGCAGGUAAUGCUCCAGCUCCAUGUGGUUCAUUUAUUGCUGGAAAUUCUGCAACAAAAAUAAUAAAACAAACAAAUUCGAUAAGAAAUAGUUCUUAUUAUCAAUCGACCACACUUCCUACAACUAAACUUUCUCAAUCUCUUAUAACAAAACCAAAUUCUUAUUUAUAUAAUCCUAAUGAUGAUGAUGAUGAUGAUGAUAUUUUAUUAAAUCGAAUUAAACGAGAUUCAACUCCAUUUGUUUGUAAAGCGGACGGUUAUUAUCCCGAUCGACAAAAUUGUCGAAUCUAUCAUAUAUGUACAUCAGGUGUUGAUACAGCUGCUGUUUGCGGCGAAGGUACAGUAUGGGAUCCAGCAAAGAAAAUUUGUGGAUGGGCUGAUACAAUUCAAUGUAAAAAAGGUCUUCGUAAAUGGAAUGAAAUAACAGAUAUUCGAGGCGUUACUCUAUUUGUUACUGAUCCUAACGUUGGUUGGCGAGGAAAACGAAAUACAACAACAACUCGUCCACCAAUUAAAGUUGAUUCAAAUUUUUCAUGUGAAUAUGAUGCUGAAGGAAAUUUUCCCGAUCCAAAAUAUUGUCAUAUCUAUCAUCGUUGUGGUAUUGGAUUUCAUAUAGUACAAGAAUGUGGUACUAAUCUAUGGUAUUCAACAAUAUCAGAAGGAUGUGAUUGGCCAGAAAAAUCAGAUUGUAAAGCUGGUCAUUUGAAUACAUCAUCAACUACAGCAACAGAUACGAAUGGAGGUACCGAUAAACCCCCUCCAGGCUCAAACCAACCACACCCUCCUAUUGAAUGUCCACGAGAUGCUCAAGGACAUUUUGUUCAAGGACAUUUUCCUGAUCCGUAUGAUUGCUCUGUUUAUCAUUAUUGUAAUGGUGGUGUUGAUAAAAUAGCCUCUUGUGACCCUGGACUUUUUUGGGAUAAAAAACAUGGUUGUCAAUGGCCAAAAGAUGUUCCUAAUUGUCAACAUAAAUGUCCAGUUGAUGGUCAACGAAUACAUUUAGUUGAUACAUCUAGUUGUUGUCAUUACUAUGAAUGUAUCAAUGGUCAUUUAAAAACACAAGUUUGUCCAUUACAUAAACUUUAUUCUGUUGCAAGUAAACGUUGUGAAAAUUUUCAAGUUGUUACUUGUGGUUCAAGAAAGAAUUGCAUUGAUCCUUGCGACUAUGAUUAUUCACCAUUAUGUCCAUUUCAUCCUGUUUGUCGAGGUAUGCCAAAUGGUAACUAUAUAGAUGAAUAUCGACCUCAUUGUAGAUGGCAUUAUACAUGUCUUGAAGAUCGUACAUUCAAUUAUACCGCUUGUGACGAGGGUCUUCGUUAUUCUAUUCAACAUCAAAGAUGUUUACCUGCCAAACUCGUUAGAUGCUUAGGACUUAUAUUAACUCCUCAUUUUUCCUUAAAGAUUUUCUUUAUUAUCAUAUUCUUUAGAAAAUAUAUUUAUAUAUGA
This is a messenger RNA of Adineta steineri, 2658 nucleotides long. NCBI's taxonomy places the organism in Eukaryota, Metazoa, Rotifera, Eurotatoria, Adinetida, Adinetidae. The record is from the annotation of a GenBank genome assembly.